Molecule: messenger RNA, 1563 nt
Organism: Actinia tenebrosa (Australian red waratah sea anemone)
Lineage: Eukaryota; Metazoa; Cnidaria; Anthozoa; Actiniaria; Actiniidae
Product: proline and serine-rich protein 1
Source: RefSeq, a predicted model, not a curated record
UUUGUAAUUGCACGCAGAUUCAAAAGUAGGAAGUGAAAACCAGGUGUUUUUGGUUAUUUCUUCAUAAUAUAUUAGGAAGAAAACGUCUCACUUAAUUUUUGUCAUUCAGAGCUGAAAGCUUAGGUAUUUUUGAGUUUUACAAUCGAAUCAGAUUACUGGAAUAUUGACCGUUUUGAACUAUUUCUGGAGAUCUGAAACUUUCAACGUUCCGUCGAAGCAAGCGUUUUAUUAUUCAUUACAAAUGGAUCCAACCGCUUUUGCAACGGUAAAAUACGAAGUUCGCCGCCUUCCUUGCACCGAUGAUAAGGUACAAGCCAUCGUGUAUGCUCAAGGGAACUUUUAUGCCGAGCAAGUUGCCGAGUUGCUGUACGAAAGCAGUUUUGACGAAGACAAGAUGAAGCUCUUGCAAUCAGCAUGUCCCAAAAUGCUGCCAGCAAGCUGUGUUGGUAUUCUACCCAUACUGAGGUCAUUUAGGUUGGAUAACAAAAGAGUACACGCGGUMGAAUUGCUGUCAAGGCAAGUAACAGAUCCCUUAAACUUCCCUAUACUGAAUGAGGUAUUUCCAUAUGCAAAGGAAAGAGAUACUAUCCGAGGUAUCAUGACAAGGCAAGCGAGCUGUGCUCCCCCACCACCACCCCCUACAGUUGUACAUAGUGUCGGUAACCCCUACCCGUAUGGAAGACCUACACCAAGAGUGGACCCCAAUGAUCCUGUCUAUYGAAUGGCCGAAAAGACAGUGGAUGUUGUUGCAGGUGGCAUUGCAUCUAUGAUUGCACCUCGAAGUCGACCUGGUGUAGUUGUCGGCAGGCCAGCUGCUGUUGUUUAUCAGACAACUGUUGCAAGUGGCCCAUGUGUUGCUGCUGCCUCCCCAGGAAUACAGGUGAUUCAAACAGGACCAGGCUUCCAGCCAGUACCAGGUGUACAGUAUGUCCAUACUACACAACCACCACCACCAUAUCCUCAGCAGCAAUAUUAUCAGCGCAAGUAGAUAUGUAACAGGUGCUCCUAUAUCAGGACUUAAGAAUAGUAAAGACAUAUAUAAAUAGUUUUGCAUGAGGGUAAUAGAUUUAAGAACAAGUAACUCAUUGUUUUACAAAGGAUCACUUAGGAAGCUUCAAUAAUACAGGAACCACAGAGCCAUUUAGUCUUAGGUAGGAAUUGGAGGGCCUAAUCUAUGGGGUUCAAAGGAUGCCCCCCCCCCUGAAAAUUUUGAAAUUGAGGCUCUCAGAAAUGCUCUUGAAGUGUUGCUGUUUUGAGGGGCAAUUACAACAUAUUUAUUUCAACAGCUCAGAAAAGAACAUUUAUUUUUGGCUAAAAAUAUAAGGGGGCUAUAUAAGCCCUUGUAGCUCUGUGUUCCCUGUGAUAUUGAGUUCAUGAAGCUACUUUAUUAGUCAUUUUACUCAUAAUGUCACAUUUUAUGCUAUACCAAAUGUGAUAUCAAUGUUGUAUAAAGCUUUGAGAAACUUCCAGGUCAUACUAUUCCAUUUGAUAAUUUUUUUUUUUUCAAAUAGUGCAUGAAGGUUCAUAUUAACCCUUUCAAAAUAACUACUAUAGUAACCUGUA